AUUGUCUGCUAUUCUUCCCAGGAAAAAUGGCGACUCGUUUAUUGAGGUUUGGCACCGUUUUGCGGUCUUAUUCGGAUAAAAAUGGUCUCAUCCAGUUUCCAAAGAGAUGGAGAUCGUCGCAAGCCUCACUGCAGCAAAUUUUGAUAAAUCAACCACCGACUAAAUUAACAACCCUUAAUAAUGGAAUGAGAGUAGCUAGUGAAGAUAGUGGAGCAGCGACUGCCACCGUUGGAAUUUGGAUUGAUGCUGGAAGUCGUUACGAGAAUGACGACAAUAAUGGAGUUGCCCACUUCCUGGAGCACAUGUCCUUCAAAGGAACAGCGAAACGAUCGCAAAUCGAUCUCGAAUUGGAAAUCGAAAAUAUGGGAGCUCACUUGAAUGCCUACACGGGUAGAGAGCAAACCGUCUACUACGCCCGGUGUUUAAAGCAGGACGUUCCGAAAAUGGUGGAAAUUUUGAGUGAUAUUAUUCAAAAUUCAAAAUUGGGUGAAACCGAAAUUGAAAGAGAACGAGGAGUGAUUCUCAGAGAAAUGCAGGAUGUGGAGACAAAUUUACAGGAAGUUGUUUUCGAUCAUUUACAUUCGACUGCAUUUCAAGGCACUGCAUUGGGAAGAACAAUUCUAGGACCCACCAAGAAUAUUAAAUCAAUUUCGAGAAACGAUCUCGUGUCGUACGUUAAAAAUCAUUAUGGUCCACCGAGAUUCGUGCUCGCCGGUGCAGGUGGUGUCGAACAUCAGCAAUUGGUCGACUUGGCUGAGAAGCACUUUGGUAAAAUGACUGGACCUCAUUACGAUGAGAUUCCAACACUUUUGAAUAAUUGCCGUUUCACUGGAUCGGAAAUUCGUGUUCGUGACGAUUCCGUUCCACUCGCUCACGUUGCCAUUGCCGUACAAGGUGUGGGCUGGGCAAAUCCCGACAACAUUCCUCUAAUGGUGUUUAAUACACUUAUUGGUACUUGGGAUCGUAGCCAAGGAGGCGGUGGCAAUAAUGCCAGUAAUUUAGCAAGAAAAGUCACCGAGAAAAAUUUGUGCCACAGUUACCACAGUUUCAAUACUUGUUACAAGGACACUGGACUAUGGGGAAUGUACUACGUGUGCGAAAACGAACAAACUGAGGACAUGACAUUUGCCGUUUUACACGAGUGGAUGAGAAUUUGCACAUCCGUCACGGAGAAGGAAGUUACCCGUGCAAAGAACAUUUUGAAAACAAAUAUGCUCCUUCAAUUGGACGGAACUUCCAAUAUUUGUGAAGAUAUCGGCAGGCAAAUGCUCUGUUACGAGAGAAGAAUUCCUCUACACGAAUUGGAAGCGAGAAUAGAGAGUGUCACAUCCAAAACGAUUCAAGACGUUGGAAUGAAUUAUAUCUACAAUCAUUGUCCAGCGGUAGCGGCAAUUGGACCAGUCGAAGCUGUUCCUGAUUAUAAUCUAAUUAGUGGAGCAAUGUACUGGUUAAGACUUUAAAUAAAUUCAAAGCAACAGUCACUAAAUGUAUUAUAAGUUUAGAAAAGAAAACUCAAUACUGUUCAAUAGUAAACUUUUCAAUAAAUCAUGAGUGUAUUGAUUCUUUUUUUUUCUCACUUAAACAUCAUGAUUUUAUAAAUUUUACUAUUGUUCAUUUAAAAUAGCAAAGUUAUAAACAUAUAUAAAGCAUUCGUUUAAAAAAAAAUCCAUAAAAUUGUCUAUUCUUUUUUUUUGUAUAUCGAUGUGAGUUGUAAAAAAAACCGAAAGUUUCAUUGUUUUUCACUAUUGUAUUUUGGCUUUUUAAUUUAAUAAACUUGACUCAUCCGUAAA
Messenger RNA from Leptopilina heterotoma, 1790 nucleotides. It is a transcript of the gene UQCR-C1, whose product is annotated as mitochondrial-processing peptidase subunit beta. The coding region runs from base 27 to 1460 and encodes 477 amino acids. The record is from RefSeq and is a predicted model, not a curated record. Gene Ontology annotation, molecular function: metal ion binding; metalloendopeptidase activity. Lineage: Eukaryota; Metazoa; Arthropoda; Insecta; Hymenoptera; Figitidae. The transcript is spliced from 6 exons. Gene Ontology annotation, cellular component: mitochondrion.